This is a messenger RNA of Naumovozyma dairenensis CBS 421, 279 nucleotides long. RefSeq lists its product as uncharacterized. Bases 1 to 279 code for a protein of 92 amino acids. The transcript has a single exon. The record is from RefSeq and is a predicted model, not a curated record. NCBI's taxonomy places the organism in Eukaryota, Fungi, Ascomycota, Saccharomycetes, Saccharomycetales, Saccharomycetaceae.
AUGUCCACACAAACUUUUAUGUCAAAUAACAACAUAAAUCCAUUCUCUUCAAUAAAUCAAAAUUGGUCACAUACAAACCAAAAGGAUAGUCGAAUAUCGACAAACAAUCACACAAGAGAAACUAGUUACUCAUCAUUACAAAUGUCAUCAUCAGUCGCUUACCAGGAAUAUGACGAUGAAGAUUUGAUAGUUGACCUCAACACAGGUUCGUUCACUCCCGUCAAUUUAAGAAGUUGGGCCCUUAUGACUGAAGUCACUGAUAAGUUAGGCAAACUAUAA